Molecule: messenger RNA, 1414 nt
Organism: Hippocampus zosterae (dwarf seahorse)
Lineage: Eukaryota; Metazoa; Chordata; Actinopteri; Syngnathiformes; Syngnathidae
Product: synaptotagmin-5-like
Exons: 3
Coding region: 674-1192 (172 amino acids)
Source: RefSeq, a predicted model, not a curated record
UCGUGUGUACAUUUCAUGAAGGUGUGUAAGUGACACACUUCCCGUAAGUUGAUAAGAGAAUCCGCGCAACCAAAAAAAGUGUGCCAACAGUGUACAUUGGAGAGAAAAUGCCCUAAAUAGAACACAUGUCUUCUUUUUUACUACUGUAUGAUGUUUGUAUGCGCUUUACCUUUGAGAUUCCAGCCUCCUGACUUCUAUUUAUUUUUUUAGAUAUGACUCAGGACCCAUUGCUCAGCGUUUAUUUUUUUUUCAUCUUAAGAUUGGAGGAAAUUUUGGAUAAAAAUGUGGUUCAUACCCCCUUCACUCGUAAGCGCCGGGCAAACUUCAUAGCAUUCCUCUACCAUCAAUUGACAUUGGCUUCUUUACAGUGUAAGAACAAUAUCAGUUGUUGGUGCUUUAUUUGUCCCACACUGGGGAAAUUUGCAGUCUACAGCAGCAAGAUUGUGGGUAGAAAGAAGAAUUCAAUCAAUUAAGUGCAAUAUAAAUACAAAUAUGCAUAAGGUCGCAGUGCUAUUUACAAUUAUUUAAUUUAAUAAGAUAAAAUAAGUAUCUUAUUGCUGGUUUGCCAAAAGCCAAGAGACGCCGCAGAAAAGGAACAAAGAAAAGACAAAAUAUUAGAUUGUGGUCACAAUAAAUUUCUCCUAGGAGAAAAAAAAUCAAGUUACAAAAAUAAAUGUUGGUGUUUUAUUUAUUUGUUUUAAAUCAUGGUACAUUUCCUUCUCUGCAGAAUGCGAUCUACCAGAAUGUACAGAUGUGUAAGGGGCUUGGCGGUCCUCCACAGGUCUUCAUUCUGCUGCAUUAUAACCCUCACAUACAUCGCAUCAAGGUGGCCGUCCUGAGGGCCGACAACCUGGAGAACCUCGAUCACACAUCAACCGCACCAGACUACCAGGUGGUGAUCAAGCUGCAUCACGAGGGACUCACGAUCAGCAGCAAAGAAACAAAAGGAGCCUCAUUUGCUGUGUGGAACUCCUACUUCCUGUUUGACCUCCCACCAGGAGACAUUAGUCAAUUACCACUCAUGUUGGAGUUUAAGAUCAUGCAAAGUCAUGCACGGUCGCAAAGCCAAGUCCUCGGUCGAGUCCUCAUCGGCGCUGAGGCUGCUGAUGCUGGGCGUGCUCACUGGUGGGACACGUGCAGCCUGCAAGGGGAGCAGUCACGUUGGCACAUGGUUCAACCAGAACCUUCAUAGAAACAUAUCAAACCAGGCACGAUGUAUCUUUAUAUGAUGUCCAUCCAAUGUACUAAAUGUCAAUCGGUCAUUUUUGCCAUGAAGUGCCCGCGCCUACAGAACAAAUCGCCUUAUUUUGAUAUCUCAGCAUGUGUGUAGUGCGUGUGAAAAUACAACAAAUGCAUUCACAAACACGUCUUUGCUAAUGUGCACGCAGCCACGGAAAAGGAAUUAAAUACAACA